GGCGAGAUGCGACCCUUCACAUCAACAAUCACCUGGCCGCGUCGUUCACUGUUACGCCUAUAUCGUUACAGUUAUACAUCAUUUCGAAACAUGCAGCUUCUAGCCGCACUUGCCUUCGCUCGAUCAUACGCGAUGGCAUGGUCAUCGGCGACCCAGGAGGCCUUCAGCUACUGGACGAGGACCGAGCCGCCUUUCUUCCCUUCGUUGUAUGCACACAUGCUCCUCCAAUCAAACAACCUUGGAACCGUCCACACUGACCCACUACAGCUACAUCUCAUCCGCUAUGGUCAUCAUACACGUCGGCGCAGAACUUACACCCUACGUCGUUCACCGAGAUCUGGUCUGCCAGUGCUCGCCAUACUUCAAAGCGCUUUUCCUCGGCCACUUCCGCGAGCGCACCACGCGCACGACCACGUGCCCUGACGUCGAAGACGCAGACUUUCGACGCUUCCUGGGCUGGCUGUACAAUCCGAGAAGGGACGAUUUGGCGUCGCGUCUGGCGCCGCAUAUCCGGCUAUGGACCCAGCGGUUCUCCUGCGCCACAUUACUCCGGCUGUAUGUCUUCGCGGACGCGUACGAUAUUCCGCAAAUCCGCGAUGAUAUCGUCGCCCAUUUUUUCGACGUCAUGGCCGUCAAGCUCAGUUUACCUUCGUACGGCCUUAUCAAUGCGGCUUUUGCCCGCCUCCCGGCCAAUUCUCCCCUCUGCCGCCUCGUAGUCGACGUUAUGGUCCGCUACUUCGACGAGUCAUGUGAGGGAGAUGAGGACAGAGCGGAGCGCGAGGCACUGCACGAGGAUUUCCUGCUCUCGAUGAUGAUGAAGCAUGCAGAGAGGAAUACGCGUAUUAGGGGGGAUGCGUUGAGUGUGAGGUAUAGGCUCUUUAUACAUCAUUAUCUGGAGGAGCAGAUUGGGGAGACGGCGAAGGGAUUGAGGAGUCUCACGUCAGCGGAUGAGCGGGCGAGGGAUAAAGUGUUAUUGAGGGAGGAAGAGGAUGACUUGGGGAGCGCAGUUGAGCAGCUGGAUAUCGGAGAUUGAGAAGUGAUGGGUUGAUAGGAUAGUACAGCUACAUGAAGGCAUGCGGCCUGGAAUUAUGCAAGAGGGCUCGCGGGGUUGGAG
This is a messenger RNA of Trematosphaeria pertusa, 1114 nucleotides long. RefSeq lists its product as uncharacterized. The coding region runs from base 284 to 1033 and encodes 249 amino acids. Gene Ontology annotation, molecular function: protein binding. NCBI's taxonomy places the organism in Eukaryota, Fungi, Ascomycota, Dothideomycetes, Pleosporales, Trematosphaeriaceae. The transcript has a single exon. The record is from RefSeq and is a predicted model, not a curated record.